CCUACAGAAUUCUCUAAAGUAAACCAGUAUAUGCCCUAAUAGGAAGCAUACACUUCUGAAGAACUUGUUCUAGAAAAACUAUUCAAAUUUGUGUUUAUACUUUUGUUGUGAAGAAGUUCUUGCGUUUUGAACUUUUCAUUAUAAAAACUAACUCAAAUAGCGUGUAUUGAAGCGUUGACAGUUUUCGUGCUGUUAAAAAAAGAUUGUCCAAAUUGAAGAGUAAGAAAAAAACGCAUACAAAUGCAGAAGCAAACAGUUUCUGAAAAUGAAAAAGCGUAUCGAACCGUCUUUUAUAUUCAGUAAUUUAUCAAAGUAGAGUUGCACUUACUGACCUUAUUUAAUAUUGACGAGCAGAAUUUUUUUUAUCCCAAGACUGGCAUAAGUCGAUAAAUGGCUUUCCAUAUAUCUUAGUGGCUGCCUUUUUCAUGCUACAGUAGUGAUGGAUUGAAAGCUGUCUGUGUACCAGAAGCUUAAAGUAUCCUUUAUUUAUAGAUAUCGAACCUGAAUGUUUUCUGUUUCAUGAACGUUUUUAUUAAGGUUGGCACGGGCAACAGUACUACGUUUGCAUUAUUUUCAAGUGUUAGAACAGUCACGUAUCUUUGCAUGCUAGAUUAGCUUAGUUUAUAUGCUAAGUUUUCUAAAAGUCGAGACUCAUUGUCAACAUGUCUAAGUUGGAAUAAGAAAUUGUGAAUUUAUAAUGGUUGUAGAUUAUGAAGAACCAGAUACUUUUGACGAACAUUGUAUACGUUCGCGAUCAGUGUCAGUGCAAUGUGAUGAUAGUAUUUUGUCAUGGGAUGAGAAUGUGGCGAGAUCCAGAAGUUCUUCGCUUUCAAGUUCUAUAUGGGAAUGGGGGAGAAGACUUCUGGAAUCGGAUGCGAAGUCCUUGAACUCCCUUGCAUCUGGGCAUUCUAGGAAGUCGUCUAGCACUAGCUUGGUCUCAGUAGCUUCAGUUGACAGUAAACAAAGUGCUAACACUGAAGAAGACAAAGAAGAAGAUGUGUGGCAAGUUUGGGGAUCAGUUGUCAAUGAAUGGGAGACAUAUUUCAAGAAGAAAAAUUCUUUUGUCAAGGAUUUGGUUCGACGAGGAAUUCCAAAUCAUAUAAGAAAUAUUGUGUGGCAGCUUUUGUGCAAUGCGCAAAAUUGUCCAGCUCGUGAACUGUACACUGACUAUCUGAAAAGUACAUCUCCUUGUGAGAAAGUUAUUCUCAGGGACAUAGCGCGAACGUACCCAGAACAUGAAUUCUUUCGUGAGAAGGAUGGGCCAGGACAAGAAAGUUUGUUUAAUGUGAUGAAAGCUUAUUCUUUGCAUGACAGAGAAGUUGGCUAUUGUCAAGGCAGUGCAUUUAUCGUUGGACUGUUACUCCUACAAAUGCCAGAAGAAGAUGCUUUUAGUGUGAUGGUAAGAUUAAUGGAAGAUUACAGGCUGAGGGAAAUGUAUAAACCCAGUAUGGCUGAAUUAGGUCUUUGUAUGUAUCAGCUGGAAUGCAUUGUUCAGGAGCAAAUUCCUGAACUUCACAUGCAUUUUCAAACUCAGAGUUUUCAUACGUCCAUGUAUGCUUCGUCCUGGUUUUUGACUUUGUUUACUUCGUCCCUUUCAUUGCAUUUAGCUUGCAGAGUAAUGGAUCUCUUUCUGUCCGAGGGAAUGGAGAUGAUUUUUCGUAUAGGUAUGGCCAUUUUACAGUAUUGCAAAGAAGAUUUGUUACAGCAUGACAUGGAGGGAAUGCUUAGGUAUUUCCAAAAAGAAAUGCCAGCCAAAUGUGAAGCCGAUCCAGAUUAUUUAAUUGGUUUAGCCAUGCAGGUGAAAUAUAGCUCCAAAAAGAUGAAAAAAUUAGAAAAGGAUUAUACUUCUUACAAAGCCAAGGAGCAGGAAGAAAUGAUUGAGCUUAGAAGACUUCGAACAGAGAAUAAGUUGCUGAAACAGAGAAUAGAAAAUUUGGAACUGGAAAGUGCAUCGCUGGCCGAUCGCCUUGUCCAAGGUCAGGUUACUAGAGCACAGGAGGCAGAAGAUAGUUAUGCUUUGAGAAGAGAACUUGCAUCCUUGAAACAGACUCAAUUGCUCCUGGAACAGGAAUUGGAAGCAGCAAAGAGAAAAAUUAAGGAGCUUGAUGAUGCUAAUUCUCAACACAAUUCAUUGGAUAAUCAAACUGAGGAUUUAAUACAAUCGAUGCAUCAAGAAUUAAUAUCUGUGAAGCUAAGGGAAGCCACUAAAGAAGAUGCUAUGCAAGAUCUUUUGCAUAGGAUAAAAGAGUUAGAAGCGGUCAAUCAAUGUCUCAAAGAAGCAUAUCCUGAAAAUACAAUUAUUCUGAUUCAAGAGGAACUUAUAGCUGUUAAGCUCAGAGAGUCUGAAGCUCAACAGCAUAUCAAAGAACUCUUGCAAAAAAUAAAUGAUUUGCAAUCUCAACUUGUGAAAUAUGUUGGAAAUUCUGCUGCAAAUCAGAUCAAUGAAGAACUCAAGAACUCCGAAGUGUCUCAAAGAAAAGGCAAUGUUGCAGAGCUUCAGCAAAGAGUUGCUUAUUUAGAGAAAAGGCUUAAUGAAAGUGAAUUAAGAAAUAUGAAAAUGGAGCUUGAACAUAAAAAUAUUGUUUCUAAUUAUAAAAAGAAGAUUUCCCUUCUUGAAAACCAGGUUAAAGAAUUGGCAGACACUAAUCAAGCUCAAAUUGCUGCUGAAAAUGAGGAUGUAAAAAUAUUGUGCAAAAGAGUGACUGAACUUCAAGUCAAACUUGCAGAACAGAGGGAAUUGAAUAAAAAAUUAACUGGUAUGAUGGAAAAUGGGGAUGCUGAUGCUAAUCACAAUACAGACAAAAGUUUCAAACACAUUAGCCACUUUCUGGAAACCCUGAAACAGAGCCGCAACAACCUGUCUGGUGAUGAGGGGAAUUUCGAACAAGUGUACAAGUUCCGCCUCUCCCCAAAGGACAUUCAUCCUCCGAGUACUUUGGAAAUGCUCAAAAACAAGGUGAAUGCCCAGUGAAUGUCUUCCUCAAUGGACAUUAUUCCAAGCCUAUGGAGUGGACAUCUGAAGCUAUCAUGACAUAUCAGUUGUCCAUGUUUUGUUACUUUUAGUGGAGGUACCAAUUACACUUCAUAGGUUAUGUGUGAUGUUUAGAUUGCUAAUGUACUUCAAACUUGUAGUGCAUUGUGUUGACAACUUUGUAAAAUUUUCACUGCAUAGUUGAAACAAAAAAUAACAAAAGGUCUGUUGAAAGAGAAGUGGAUCGUACUCUUCAUAAAGGUGCACAAUCAAUUUUUUAAAACUAGCCGUCCACAAGGCAAAAUAAAACAAUGAAUUUCAAUUGUGUAACUGGGUUAAUUGUCAAAGACAACAACUUUUAUGUAUUUGUGUUUCUUUCUAACUUGUGGAAUUUUCCACUAUAUCGAAUUUUCAACCCAAUGAAGGUUUAGGAUUAAGUAUACCUCAGGAGUCUCAUAAACAAAAAGCAAUAGUAUUAUUUACUCCCUCAUAUUGUUAAUGAGUACAGAAACACAAAACAUUUCCAAUCCAUUGAUUUUACAGUUUUUUUUACAUACUGUAUAAAUGUUAGAUCUAUUUCAGUAAUAAAUACUAUUGAAUUUUUCUUACUAAUUUUGAAUGCAAAAAAUUUUUAAUGUAAUUUUAACAAGAAUUUUGUACCAAUCUUUAAUUCUAUGUAAUUAAUCAUUUAAAAUAUGAUGAGUUAAUACUUAUUCCCUUUAACAACACAAAUGAAUAAUAAAACUACAUGAAACUAAUAUUCUAACUUAAUUAAUAACUGCAAAUGAAGAUUGAUACAUUUCGUGUUUUACAAAACUAAUCCUUAUCCAACUUUUAUGCAGUGAUUAAUCAAAAACAGUUGAUUUUUCUGAAAAAUUAAUGCUGCAUUUGACAAAAUUUAAUUUCCAGGAGAUAAUUAAAAAUUAAAAUUCUCUCAAGAUACUUUAAUGCAUUUAAUAUAUUUUUUAAAUAAAAACUGUAAUGUCCACUAAAUGUGAUUUUGUUACAUUAGCAAAUUUUAAAUUAUGCUGCGUGGUUCCAUUCAUUGUGAUUUUUACAUCACUUUUAUUGAUAUUUUUUUGGUGUUAACUUGAUCAAUGUGCCUGUGCUAGUCAAUGAAUGAAUUUUGCUUCUGUAAAUAUCUUUACAUUUUAACACAUUUUUUUGCAUGAUUUAGCUUAGUGUUUUGCUAUUAUGUGCUUAAUUGCUUGAAUGGCUUACUGCUUAAUCCGUCUAUGUGUGAUCUAACUAGCAUCGUUUUUUAAAAUAAUUUUCAGUGUCUACACAAUGUUGAAUCUUAAAUGCACUUCAUUGAAUACACUCACCAGAAGAAAAAAAUUACUUGGUAUACGAUUUGUUUAAAACAUAAAUUAUAUUUUAAGUUAAUUUAAAUCGAAAAAUUAAAAAAAAAAAAGAAAUUUAUUGAAAAUAUGUUUACAAAAAUUAUUUUGUAUAUAUGAGUUGUAUAAAGUUUGUGUUAUGUUCUGUAAUUUGUAUAUGUUUUUAACAUACUGUCUUCUCUUGUAAUAUGAGUUUAUGGUUUUUUAGAUCUAUAAAAUACUACAAAAUGUGAUAUUUCAUGUUCCAAGUUAAUAUUAAUGUUACAUAAAAGUUUUUUUUUUUUUUUGUAAUGUUUGAGAUUUUUUUUAUGUUUAAAUCUUUAUUAUGAUUUCAAAAGAACUUUCCUUUUUUUAUAUUAAAUAAUACAUAAAAUGUAUAAUUGUUAAAUGUAUUUCUAUAAAAAAGGUAUACAUUAUUUCCAAAUAAUACAAUGUAUAAAAUGCUAUUUGUUGAUGCUGAAUGUUGUGCUGUGAACGAGGUGCUAUACAAGUUUUACUGAAUGGUGCAAGUAUUGUUUAAUUUGGAAAUUAAAAGUUUAUAAAAUAACUGUUACAAAAUAUUCAGAUUUGCCAAAUAUGUAAAGAUAAUCACAUGUCAAUGAACAAAAUUGAGAUUAGUUUGCUACUAUCAUAUCCAUUGCUAUAAAAAAUUUAGUUUGAUAGAAAUUUGUGACUAUUAUUUCACUAAAUAGUGUAAUAACAUGAGCAGCAAGAAGCUGUAAUUUCUUAACUUAUCCUGUAUACCUGAUCCAGCACUCUAUUAUUUAUGAGGCCGGAUUUACUACUUGGUACAUUUUAUGUAAAUAGUGUAAUGUUUUAUUAAAUUUGAGUUAAAAUUAAA
This is a messenger RNA of Argiope bruennichi, 5152 nucleotides long. It is a transcript of the gene Evi5, whose product is annotated as ecotropic viral integration site 5 ortholog-like. The coding region runs from base 698 to 2971 and encodes 757 amino acids. The transcript is spliced from 16 exons. Lineage: Eukaryota; Metazoa; Arthropoda; Arachnida; Araneae; Araneidae. The record is from RefSeq and is a predicted model, not a curated record.